Talpa occidentalis (Iberian mole) is the source of this 1549-nucleotide messenger RNA. It is a transcript of the gene NRG4, whose product is annotated as neuregulin 4. Gene Ontology annotation, molecular function: chemorepellent activity. NCBI's taxonomy places the organism in Eukaryota, Metazoa, Chordata, Mammalia, Eulipotyphla, Talpidae. The coding region runs from base 624 to 986 and encodes 120 amino acids. Gene Ontology annotation, biological process: animal organ development; nervous system development; intracellular signal transduction. The record is from RefSeq and is a predicted model, not a curated record. The transcript is spliced from 10 exons.
GAGGCGGCUGUGGGCCGCCCCGAGGGGUGGGCGCGGCGGGUGCUCAGUGUAUAUGUUGAUUUUUUCCUCACAACCUUGUCGGGAAGGUACAGUGACCUCAUUUCACCUACGGGAAAGCCCGGGCCCAGGCGGAUGUGGCGAUUCGCCGAAGGUGUGUUUCCUGGAAGCAGCAGAAGCCUGGAUUCUGUUUUCUCAUCCAACAUACUACUCUAUGAGUUUUAUUGCAGAAGAAAUAGCCAGUAUCCUCUUUGCAAUCCAGAAGACAAAUCUUACCAAAGACAAAUCAAUUGCAGCUCUGAGCACGUGGACUAAAGGGGCGGCCACCUGGCUGCCGCCUGACCUCUGUGCACACCCCAGUCUUUGUCUCAGGCUCGCCCACACUGCAGUCCUAUGAAUCACAUUGCCGACUUGUCAUCAAAUGGAAGGAAGGCACAGCUGCAGUAUUCAAAAACUUGAAACGCUGCAUAUCCAGCAAAAUUUCUUGCUUGUAUGAAUGUAGAUCUUCACACAUAAUCUUACUUUGCUUUGCCAGAGGCCAGUGUUUAAAAGAAAGGUGUAUGUAACUUGGUGCUGUUUUUCAACCCUAAACUUUUGAUCAAGAAUGAAACUGUUUAAAAAUUAAGAUGCCAACAGAUCACGAAGAGCCCUGCGGUCCCAGUCACAGGUCAUUUUGCCUGAAUGGGGGGAUUUGUUAUGUGAUACCUACUAUUCCCAACCCUUUUUGCAGAUGCAUUGAAAAUUAUACAGGAGCCCGUUGUGAAGAGAUUUUUCUCCCAAGCUCCAGCAUCCAAAGUAAAAGUGACCUAUUUGCAGCAUUCGUGGCAUUGGUUGUUCUUCUGGCAACACUGAUCAUUGGAGCCCUGUACUUCCUUUGCAGGAAAGGCCAUCUUCCGAGGGCAGAUUCAGUUCAGUAUGAUAACAGCCUGGUAGAGAUAAGCAGUGCCCCUGCCCACCAUGGGCUCACUAAGCAGACUUUCUACAGAUGAAAAUCACGUCAGUUAUCUCACAAUUUCCAAUCAAGAGGAUUUGGAGUUUUAUGAAAAUUUAUGGUAACACUAAUCUAGGUUAUACUAUGUGUGUGCAGUGUUUAUAAAAGGUUUUUUCCUUGAAAGUUUUUGUGGAUUUGGACAUUUAACUUUUUGUGUUUACUUGAUAAAUAUGCAUUAUAAAUCAGUGGCAAAACUUGCUGUAUGGCUUCUCUUACUAGGUGAAGAAGCUGAUAUAUUUGCCAACGAUCCAGGUUUAAGCAAAGUUGAGAGAUCUUUGCAAGGGGACUACUGGAUUCCCCUUCAUUAGUAUAGGUCAGUGUAGAUUCCGUAACUGUGCACAAUGUGUUUAUUACUGGUCUUAUACCCAAGAUUUCCUUUACUGAGCCUCUUCUCCCCUUUAUAAUCUGCACCAACCCUUACAGCUAAAUAAAUUCAUUGUUCCUAACAACCCUGAAGAUUGACCUCUAAGAACCCCCUUGUUUUUCUCCAAUAUUUUGUGAAAUGGCCCAGUAGCAGACUCCUUUGGAAAGAGGGUCUUCACUUGAAAAAAAUAAAAUAAU